This is a messenger RNA of Callorhinchus milii (elephant shark), 2069 nucleotides long. RefSeq names its product LTV1 ribosome biogenesis factor (gene ltv1). NCBI's taxonomy places the organism in Eukaryota, Metazoa, Chordata, Chondrichthyes, Chimaeriformes, Callorhinchidae. Gene Ontology annotation, biological process: ribosomal small subunit biogenesis; ribosomal small subunit export from nucleus. The transcript is spliced from 11 exons. The record is from RefSeq and is a predicted model, not a curated record. The coding region runs from base 88 to 1476 and encodes 462 amino acids. Gene Ontology annotation, cellular component: nucleus; cytosol; preribosome, small subunit precursor.
AUCCUCAGCCAAGGGGUCAGCCAGUAUCCCAGAAUCCUCAGUGACAGUGGAGCCCGCCGUGUCUGCGGCAAGUGAAAGGCCGACAACAUGCCUCACCGGAAAAAGAAGCAGUUCAUUGAGAAGAAAGGCUCGGUGAAGUUUCACCUGGUUCACCGGAGCCAGAGGGACCCGCUGGUUGCUGACCAGACAGCCCCGCAGAGAGUGCUGCUGCCCGCUGAGCGGAAGGAAUGCAGAGAGAAGAGGAAGGAGGAGGAGAGGGAGUUCGGGGUCUUCUUUGACGAUGACUAUAACUACCUGCAGCACCUGAAGGAGGCUUCACCCACAACUGAGCUGGUGGCCUCCAGUGCCCCGGCCAGGGAGAGCAGGAUCGUGGUCACACAGGAGGGCCAUGUGCAGGAGGAGACGCAAUACAUCCCUGCUCCUUCGAUUAAUCUCCCCUCGUCAGUCUUUGCCUCGGAGUUUGAAGAGGAGACCGGGCUUCUGAACAAAGCGGCACCAGUGACAGGCCCUCGCUUGGACCUGGACCCAGAUAUUGUAGCCGCUAUGGAUGAGGAUUUUGACUUUGACAAUCCUGAGAACGUGCUGGAGGACGACUUUAUCCUGCAGGCGGUCGUAGCCGGCGAUCAACAGAGGGGAUCGGAGGAAGAGGACGACGGUGAUUGGGAGGACGUGGAGGAUGAGGAAGGUGCCUUUGACUCUGACGGUCCCCUGUCAGAGGGGGAGGGGUUCGGGGGGCAGGAGUUCCUGUUCCUGAAGGAGGAGACCAAGAGCCUUUUCACUGACUACUCCAUGACCUCGUCUAUCAUGCGGAGGAACGAUCAGCUCACCUUCCUGGACGACAGGUUUGAGCGGCUAUUUGAAGAAUACGAUGAUGAUGAUAUAGGAGCCUUGGACCAUCAUGAGCUGGAAGGUUUCAUUCAGGUUAGCAGCUCGAGGUUGGAGGAGGUGAUUGCCGAAUACUACACACAGAAAGGAAAGGACCUUCAGAGACCCGACGACUUGGGCCCGAGAGCAGACGUGCUGUGUGAAAGUGAGGAGAGUGGAGACGAGGAGAUGGAGAUGGUGAUCAUCGAGGAGCCCAGAGAGAAGUGGGAUUGCGAGUCCAUUCUGAGCACCUAUUCUAACCUGUACAACCAUCCAAAACUGAUAGAGGAUCCGCCUAGGCAUCAGCCGAUCACGGUGUCCAGACGGACAGGCAUCCCCCUGAACGUCCUUCCCAAAAGGGGCCUGACCGCUAAACAGCUGGAGAACAUGGAGAGGAUUAACAUCAGUGACCUGCCCACCGUCUCCGCACAACCUCGCCAGCCAGGAGAGAACAAGGACCAGCGCAAAGCCAGAAAGCAGGCAGUGAGAGAAGAGAGAAGGGAGAGACGUAUGGAGAAGAAAAGCAACAAGCUGGCUUUCAAGGUGGAGAAAGCCCGUCAGGAGAAGCAGAUGCUUAACCUCCGACAGAACUUACAGGGGAUCAAGCUGUGAGUCAGGAGGAGGUGCAGGCCAAGGAAACACAGUGAUUGAUCCUCACCCUCCUCCUCUCCCUCCUCCUCCAUCCAGCUCCCCAAGGGAGGGUGGAGAGAAGACUGUACAUCCCUGGGCAGGACUGAGAUUCGGGAAGAAAUUGUGGCUUUUGCUUCCUGCUCGCAAUCCUCCAGAAAAACACUCGUGCCUUCCAAUCCGGCCUUGAACAAGCCCUUAAGCUUUACUGUGUGAAACACUCGUGUGCUUUUGAAACUUACAGACAUCUCUCUUUCUCUCGCAAGAAAACAAUAGGAGUGUUUGCAGAGUGCUGGGGGGAGUGGGGCCAACCACGUCCCAUUUUAAGAGGAAGGGGUGGGGCGGAGGAGUUGAACUUCCAGAUGUCCACUCUGCCGUGUUGGAGGCUGACGUCUUGAAAGGAGAGACUAGUCCUUCACCCCAUCUGUGGUUUGCACUCGCUGCCUCCAUUGAACACAACUAAUAUAUUUCUCAACCAACAAUGUAUUUCUCUUUAGUUUGUUAAUCUGCGUUCAGUUACCCAGUAGAAUAAUGUAAGUGACGAGAGGCCCUGAUUCUGAUAAAAAUCUUUCCUAAAA